AUGUCGAACGCCCUCGAUCAUUUCGCAGUAAGUGAUGAAGGCUCUGCUAUCAGAGUGGCUCUACCUAUAGGCGAAGACAUAGUUUGGAUUCGUUUCUCAAAGGGCUUUCGUGAGGAAUCCCGCGUUUUUCACUGUUCCACUCUAUCUGGUCAUUUGUCACGUGUUAAUGCUUGCGUCUACAGAAAGGGCUCUCAGCAACUAUAUUCUGCGGGGGCUGAUCGUAAUGUACUCUGCUGGGCUCCAGAAAGUGAAAGGAAUCGUCUUCAUCUGGAAGCUGAGACAGCUAAAGCAACUGCCCUGUCGAGCGAUUGGAGUGAUGACGAUUGA
Messenger RNA from Cooperia oncophora, 327 nucleotides. Lineage: Eukaryota; Metazoa; Nematoda; Chromadorea; Rhabditida; Trichostrongylidae. The record is from the annotation of a GenBank genome assembly.